This is a messenger RNA of Ruditapes philippinarum (Manila clam), 1205 nucleotides long. RefSeq lists its product as uncharacterized. Lineage: Eukaryota; Metazoa; Mollusca; Bivalvia; Venerida; Veneridae. The record is from RefSeq and is a predicted model, not a curated record.
ACAGCAGAGACAGAUAACUGUGAUACCAAUGCAGCAUGUACAAACACUGUUGGAAGUUUUAACUGUACUUGUAAUACAGGCUAUAUUGGGGAUGGUACAUCAUGUACAGUGCCAAAGACAUGUGACCCUUUUGAAAGUGGAACAUUGGUGCUUGACAUCAGUUGUACACCUAGUUGUAUGAAGAGGAUGACGUUUGUGUCUGAACUGAAGUUCCUUGUUACAUGUGCUAAUUGCCAGGAUUGGGUUCAAACAUACCAAUGGUCACUCAGAGAGUGUUUUAAUGAAAAUAUUAUGGAAUGCGUGCAUUGCGGUAGCAGUUAUGACGAAAUGUUUCUUCCAUCAACAGGAAACUUUAUAAAAAUUGACCAUAGCAACACAGCAGGUUGGGCAUAUUAUGCCGUUGUAGUUAAGGUUACUCUGCAAAAUCCCAGUAAAGAUGAAGGAAUGACAUCAUUUAUUUAUCAGUAUUACGAUGACACAAAGGUUGUAUGCCAGGUAUCACCCAUUACUGGACAGGCAAUAACAACUCCAUUUACUAUCACAUGUAAUGAGCCAACCUUGCCAGAAGUUUUGCCCUAUACCUGUAAGGUGUCCUAUGCAUUAGAAGAACAUGGAGAAAACUUAAUUUACCAACGAGAAGAUACAUGUAAUCAUGACGGGAUAUCUUUACAUCAAGGUGAAAAGGAGCAGGGUUAUAGAUUACAUUUACUUGUUGCUGGUACAUACUUGGAUCAUCUUCUUUGGGAAGAACCUCUUCUACUCACGGUGGAACCAACCCCUGUUACAAAUGAAGAGCUUGGAAAUACAGUAGAUGAUUUAAGUGGCAACCUAACAGAAAGUGCUACUGAAGAAGAAGUUGUCGAAAUUUUGAAUGACUUGCAAUCUGUUUCAAUCACUCUUAAUACUAAACCUCCAGAUGCAAACAUUACCUUUUCAAACUAUAGUGCUACUGAAAAAGAAGAAAUGGCAAAAGAAGAAAAUAAGAAGGUACGUGAAGCCGUUUUAAAUACAAUAUCGACAAUCAACACAAGUAGUAUAGAAAUCAUGAUCUCCGUGACAUCGACUUUGAACCAGGUCACAUUGAAGAAAGAUGAACUUUCGACCGAGGCUAAAGAUCAAGCAUUUGAUAUGUACAACACGUUUACAGAGGAUUUGAAAGAGAAGGAGGAAACAACUUCUGAUGAAGAUGUCAGAAAAGCUGCUGG